Molecule: messenger RNA, 1808 nt
Organism: Myxozyma melibiosi
Lineage: Eukaryota; Fungi; Ascomycota; Lipomycetes; Lipomycetales; Lipomycetaceae
Product: putative alpha/beta hydrolase
Exons: 1
Coding region: 496-1674 (392 amino acids)
Biological process (GO): cardiolipin acyl-chain remodeling; lipid homeostasis; phosphatidic acid biosynthetic process
Cellular component (GO): mitochondrion; mitochondrial inner membrane
Molecular function (GO): lysophosphatidic acid acyltransferase activity; A2-type glycerophospholipase activity
Source: RefSeq, a predicted model, not a curated record
UAAGGAUUAUCGUGCACCGACAGCUGGACCUGUUGCUGCCUGCACUUCUCGACAGCGACUCCGCGCUGCUCUUCUUCCCAAAGCCCUGUCGUCAGCCAGCGUGUCCGCACAACGGUGCCAUUGACUCGAGCACCCGUCGCCGUCCGGGCUGACAUUUGCUGACCUUUUGCUGCUACCCGAAGAGGAAGAUCGUCCUGCCGACUCCGCUGACCACCCGCCGCCGCCACGUUGCAGUUGUCACUACAAAACUACGCUGUGUGGGCGUGUCGCCUGCGUCUGCACAUCCACAAAAGCCAUCGACGGCUCUUCUCAGUCGCGCUCCCGGCUGCCUCCUCGGCCACUGCCUCCACCGGACGCCACAAGUCCUCCCACUCCUCCCCCCCGCCCCCCGCAAAGCGUCGUGUCGUCCACGGUGACGACGACGCAACCGAUAUCAUCAUAGCAAACCCGGACCCGCCCCGUCGCGGGAUUAUCUCCCGCAUCUCCUCGCUGGAGAUGCCACUGCCGUUCCGCGAGGCCGUGCAGCAGUGGUGGAGCCCGCCCUCGCUCGAGAUCUCCGAGAAGAAAGUCCUCUCAUUCCUGCCUUUCUUCCCCGAGCCGGACGCAUCCCGGUCCGCGCAAUCGCUCCAGGUCGAGCUAUCCCCCACGCGCAUGAUCAACGAGUUUGAAAUCACGCGGACGACAGAAAAAGUCGAAAACGAUCUCGUUAUCCUCCACGGAUAUGGCGCAGGCCUGGCGUUCUUCAUCCGCAACUUUGACGGCCUGUCGCGAAUUGCCGGAUGGCGACUGCACGCAUUAGACCUACUUGGCUACGGCCGGUCCUCGCGGCCCAAGUUCAGGAUAAAAGCGAAGGACAAGUACGAGGCUGUUUACGCGGCCGAGAGCUGGUUCGUCGACUCAAUUGAGGAAUGGAGGCAAAAGCGCGGACUCGACAAGUUUACCCUCAUGGCUCACUCAAUGGGUGGCUACGUCGGCGUUGCGUAUGCCUUGCGGUAUCCCGAGCGGGUCAAGAAAUUAAUAUUAGUCAGUCCUGCUGGUGUACCUCGAGAUCCGUUUGUUAUUCACGACGACGCCGGCGAGUCAGUGUCGGUAGAUCCCAUGCAAUUGGCCGCAGCAGAGCUCCAGCCUCAGCAGGAGACCACGAAGCCGCACACUCUUCACAAUUCCUCUGGCCAAUAUCCUCAUCCGGUAGCAAAAGGCGAGCUGAAGCGGCCGAUCCCGUCAUGGCUUGUGUUUUUGUGGGAACGGCAUGUUUCACCGUUCGUCUUUGUCAGACACACCGGGCCUCUUGGUCCGCAACUGGUGUAUCUGUGGACAAGCAACCGUUUCUCGAUGCUUCCCAAGGAGCAGGCUGCGGCGCUGCACGACUACGUUCUCGGACUCUUCACAGCACGAGGGUCGGGAGAAUAUGCGGUGACGCGGUUACUAGCACCUGGUGCGUAUGCGCGCAUCGCCUUGAUUGAUAGAAUCAAAAACCUCAAAGUACCUACUGUAUGGAUGUAUGGCGAAAACGACUGGAUGGACGCCGAGGCGGGCGAAAAAGCGGCAGAGAUUAUGCGCAAGAAUGGGGUGCGUUCCGAAUGUAAGACAAUUAGCAGGGCAGGCCAUCAUCUUUAUCUCGACAAUCCGGAGGAGUUCAACGCGUAUGUGACGACGGAGCUGAAGGCCUCUUGAGAGUGAUGAUGAGCAGAGUGAAACGAGUAUAGUUUUGUUUUGUUAUGAAUUGUAAUUAGUGUAGUUAUUGAAGCUGCAAAAGUAAAUGCAUAGUUGUCAACCUGUAACUGCUCUCUAAUAGUAAUAGUCUCCUG